AUGGAGAUCAACAACAUGAUGAGAAGAAACAGUUCCCCAAUGCUCAUCCAUCCCACAUCUAUCAAUGGCCACAGCCAUCAACAGCCGAUUGCAUCCAAACCAAAACACGACCAUUCACACGAGUUGUGUCGUGUCUGCGGGGACAGCUCGGCCAAAAUGCACUACGGCGUCCUGACGUGCUUUGGAUGCAAAGGCUUCUUCCGGCGUGCCCUGAAGCGUCCGACCGAAUACCAGUGUCGCCAUAAUGGAACAUGCGUGGUGGAUAGACAAGAGAGGAAUUCAUGCAGAUAUUGUCGAUUCAAAAAAUGUCUCGAUGUUGGAAUGGACCCGAAAGCCGUUCGGCCGGACCGUGACGCGACCGGACGACAUCAAGGGAGGGCGAGAAGGGGAAGACAACAGACAGAUGACGAAGGGGAAGUCGACUCGGAAUGGACAAGGAAAUUGCCGGUCGACAUGAGAACCACGUUGAUGCAGUUGAUGAACACUGAUGUUAUGGUAAACAGCGGUGAUGCGCCAUCAGAUGCCCGUUCCAUCUACCCUCUCUCGUAUACAUUACGACAGUUAUUGGAGGAUACCUCACUUUUGGAUGGGAAAAAGACCGAAAUCAGAUAUGAGGCAUUUCGACACGUCGAACAAGUCGAAUUACCGGCUAUUGCGCACAGAAACCUGCUUGCUGUGAUCGAUUGGGUCGACCAUCUUUGUGAUAUGAUGGAUUUGCAUAAUGUUGAAGAUAAGCUAGCCCUCGUGAAGCACGGCUACGCUCCCCUGCUCGUGCUCUCCUUCUCGGCAGCCUCAGCCUCAUGUACUCGUGCUCACGACGUGCUCUGCCUCUGCAAUUAUGGAUGUGUUCCCCGGAAUGCGUCAAAAGUUUUUGAUGAUCCUUACCAUCUCGCCAACCGUGUUGUCCCCCGUACUCUCGACGAGCUGGUGCUCCCCUUCCGCCAGAUGAGCCUCAGAGAAGAAGAAGCCGUCCUCCUCAAAGCCAUUCUGUUGCUCAAUUCUCAAUGUCGUCCCCUCUCAGUCGAUGCUUCCGAAGCUGUAGCCGAUCUUCGAGAUCCCGAUUUGGAAAUCUGCUCCUUCUACUGCCAUCUGUAUAUC
Molecule: messenger RNA, 1098 nt
Organism: Mesorhabditis spiculigera
Lineage: Eukaryota; Metazoa; Nematoda; Chromadorea; Rhabditida; Rhabditidae
Source: the annotation of a GenBank genome assembly